AUGGCCAUCUCCGGGUCUCCGGCGGUUUACGGGACCGCGCAGCCGUAUAGAGGCCAUGUUAUGGCCCCAUAUCCUGAGGCCCCGCAGAUGACCAGUCCCUAUAGCGUCGAUCCGGCGUGGAACCCCUAUGCUUCGAUUGGACAGCCCUACAACGCUCACCAAGGCUUCAAUUCAGGAUACGCUACCCAUAACCACAGUCAAAACGCUUACAAGAGUAAGGAUGGGCCACUUGGCAAGGGAAAGGAGAAGAGCGACCAGGCAGCGAAGGACAACAAUAGUACGGGAAAUAUUAGUAGGGGGGCAACUGACAUAGCAAAGGGGAAGUCAACAUCGGUAGGGGCGCUAGCGGUACCUCUCAAGUUGGGACACAGAAGAGAAUCAACAAGCCGGGUGGUCAUCGCCAACGGAAGUUAUACGACCAACACCACUACUGCUGAAGCGGGAGCGGCGGUUGGAAAGAAGGACAGAAGCAGCGUGGUGAUUGCCUAUGGGAACUAUACUGUUCUCAAGGAUAAAUUGUCUACGAAUUAG
Messenger RNA from Neurospora tetraspora, 531 nucleotides. RefSeq lists its product as uncharacterized. Bases 1 to 531 code for a protein of 176 amino acids. The record is from RefSeq and is a predicted model, not a curated record. The transcript has a single exon. NCBI's taxonomy places the organism in Eukaryota, Fungi, Ascomycota, Sordariomycetes, Sordariales, Sordariaceae.